UGGGGGCGGGGCGCGAUGGAUGGGGAGGAGCACGUGCAAGCGCUGAGUGUGAAAGGGGCCGGUCCUAAACCCGCCAGGUGCGCCAGCACCACGCAGUGCAAGGACAGAGUGCCCCUCCAUCCCCGCUUUUUACGUUACAUCCUCAGCGUAUCUAAAGAUCAUCUUCCUCCCUGCUCUAAAAGACGGCUGCGAGCACAGCGCCGAACCGCCGCACGCUCUGCCCCAGCACGACCUGCGGGGCGGUGCGGGCAGGGGCAGGGCUCCGCUCCCGGCUCCUCCUCCUCCCCGCGGAGCCGCCGAGGGUCGCGCGGAGCCCGGCGUGGGAGCUGCCGAUUUGUCACCAUGAGCUUCUUGCCAUUCGAGUCCCUCUGUGUUUUCCUGCUUCCCCAAGUUUGGUUAGCAUUGGGCAUACAGGAAAUUCACGCUGACCAGGAGACGAUUGGCAAGAUCUCAGCUGCUGGCCAGUUGAUGUGGUGCUCAGCUUCCAUUGAUAUCCUUUUCCUCUUGGAUGGCUCCUACAGCAUUGGCAGAGGCAGCUUUGAAAGAUCGAAGCACUUUGCAGGCAAGCUCUGUGAUGCUCUGGACAUCCAUCCAGGCAGGGUCCGUGUAGGAAUGGUACAGUUUAGUUCAGCUCCCCAUCUUGAGUUCUCACUGGAUUCCUACCUAACCAAACAAGAAGUUAAAGAGAGAAUCAAGAGGACAGUGUUCAGAGGUGGCAGCACAGAAACUGGUCGGGCUCUGAAAUACGUUCUCCGUAAGGGAUUCCCUGGUGGCAGGAACUUGACUGUCCCCAAGAUCCUGAUCAUCAUUUCGGAUGGAAAGUCCCAGGGCAGUACUGCAAUGCCUGCCAUGCAGGUGAAGGAGAGAGGCACUACAGUUUUUGCAGUGGGAGUCAAGUUUCCAAGGUGGGAGGAGCUGCAUGCUCUGGCCAGUGAGCCCACCGAGCAACACGUGCUUUUUGCCGGCGAUGCCAGCGACGCGGCCAAUGGCCUGUACAGCGCCCUGAGCGGCUCCGUCUGCAGUGUCACCACACCAGGCUGCAAAGUUGAAUCCUUCCCUUGUGAGCGCAGGACUCUGGAGACUGAGAAAGAACUGGCUGGAAACUACGUCUGCUGGAAAGGCUCAAAGCAGCAAAACGCAGUGCAUGCUUUGCUGUGCCCUUUUUACAGAUUGAAAAGAGUCUCCAUAAAACACCCAUCCAGGUGCUUUCGAACUGUAUGUACAGACCCUUGUGACUCCCAGCCAUGCCAGAAUGGGGGUACGUGUGUCCCAGAGGGACUGGACAAGUACCACUGCCUGUGCCCAGUGGGAUAUGGAGGAGGCAUACGCUGUGCACCAAAGCUGAGCCUUGGGUGUGCUGUGGAUCUCCUUUUCCUGAUGGACAGCUCAGCAGGGGUCACACUGGAGGGAUUCCUGCGCUACAAGGCGUUCCUCAAGAGGUUCCUUCAAGCAAUGAUGGGCCGGGACUCACCAGCAAAUGUGGGGGUGGCCCAGUACGAUACCAACGUCAGGAUACCCAUUGAAGUGGGACAACACAAAGACGUGUUUGGUCUCAUGAAGAGCAUUGAUGCUUUGAAUUUCAGCGGGGGAGGAACCCUGAUGGGCAGAGCCCUGCGGUACAUUGCACAGCAUGGUUUUAGGAGCACCCCAGACUUUGCAGAUGUCCUGGAUGGCCUCCCACGCGUGGUUGUCUUGCUCGCUGACUCCAAGUCCCAAGACCCAGUGGCAGAAGCUGCCAAGUAUGCAAGGGACAGAGAUCUCUUCUUGAUCGGUGUAGGCAGCAGCUUUGUGAGAGCAGAUCUGGCUGAAGUGACUGGCAACCCAAAGCAGACCCUCAUCUACUCAGACCCCCAGGAUUUGUUCAACAGGAUCCCAGAGCUGCAGAGAAGAAUUUGCAGUGUGAACAAUCCUGAAGGAGUUCCCCGGGGUGAUUCUCCAAGAUCUCCAGUCCUCCCUACAGACUCCCGUACACAGCAGAGUCCAAGCAGAUUGCAGCACUUCUCCAGAGCCUACCGACACCCCGAAAGGACCUGAGGUGCUGACCCAGAUGUGCUGAGCUCCAGUUCUCCUCCCGUGGGCACUUACUGCUGCUCACAAGCACAAUCCAGCAAGCCACUGCUGCCCUUGGUUGAGUGGGUCAUUCCCAGUUCCUGCAUUGCACAAACUGGACUUUCUGAUGCUCUUUUUCUUUUGGAAUCAAGUAAAUAUUUUAGAUUAAGUAUCUAUUUUUGGCAUUUUUAUGUGUUAAUUGUAUUUUUAACAGACUUCUGGAGAGGUCUUUGAGUUAGCCUGAAAAGAUGUAGACAUCUGAGCAAUUCUGGAGCUCCCACUGAUGGUGUGUUAUGGAGAUGGCAGCUGUGGUUCCCUGCACACAGGGGUUUUUGAGGAGGUGUUGAAGCAACCGGCAAUAGGCUGGGUCACACUCUGAGCCAGCUGUCGUCUUGGUGUUAGCUUUUGGAUCGGCCUAAAGAUUUGAUUGUCUUUCUAAGCUGAUCCUUGAUCUAGGCUAGAAGUGAUACUUUCAGUGCAAAAACUGCAGAAUGAAAUGAAAUACAGUCCCUGGUGAGCAGGUUAGGCAGCAAGUGAUGGAGUGAACAGCGUGCUACAUGUAGGUGCACAGAUAAGAGGAAGAGGAACUGGUUAUGAGCCUCUGUUCAUAAGUUAUUUGUGCCGCUUUUUUCUCUGAGUUUAUUUGGACUAGUCUAAUAAGGUUUAUCUUCAUAGGCAUUUUGUAGCUGUCUGCUUGUUUAGGUUUGAAAAUGAUUGGUUUUGCAAAAUAUUCAAUGGAUUGUGUGACUCCAAAGCA
Molecule: messenger RNA, 2806 nt
Organism: Numida meleagris (helmeted guineafowl)
Lineage: Eukaryota; Metazoa; Chordata; Aves; Galliformes; Numididae
Gene: VWA2
Product: von Willebrand factor A domain containing 2
Exons: 12
Coding region: 16-2034 (672 amino acids)
Biological process (GO): calcium-independent cell-matrix adhesion
Cellular component (GO): basement membrane
Source: RefSeq, a predicted model, not a curated record